Molecule: messenger RNA, 2631 nt
Organism: Brassica rapa (field mustard)
Lineage: Eukaryota; Viridiplantae; Streptophyta; Magnoliopsida; Brassicales; Brassicaceae
Product: abscisic acid receptor PYL6
Biological process (GO): abscisic acid-activated signaling pathway
Cellular component (GO): cytoplasm; nucleus
Molecular function (GO): signaling receptor activity; protein phosphatase inhibitor activity; abscisic acid binding
Source: RefSeq, a predicted model, not a curated record
UAAUAAAAUUUAUUUAUGUAUUUACAUCAAUUUAAUUAUAUACGUAACAUUUACUAAAUUUUUAAUUAUUCAAUAUAUAUUUAUAAUUUCAUAAUAGGUAAAAAAACAUAUAAUACAUAAGAGUAAUUUAUAUAUAAUAUUCAUUCCGUGUAAAGCGCAGAUCUUAGUCUUUGGUUUUAGUUUAGUAACCAAGUAAAAACAAAGUUCAAAUAACUAACCGGUUAUACUAUCCAUAGAUUGGAACCGGUCGGUUCUGUAUAUAUAAUGAAAUUUUUUUUUUUUUUUGAACACCGAGAGAUAAUGUCUUCUGUAAAAAUACAAACUCCAAACAAAUCCCAAGUGGACAACCGACGAACCCACACAAGCUAAACCUCUCUCUUUCUUCAUCCGGCUAUUGUCCAAAUACACUUCCAUUAUUUAUAUUUCUACACCCUCCUCCUUAUAUUUAUAUAUAUAGAAAUAUCUCAUUACAACAUCUCAUUACACCCUCCUCCUCUUUCUUCUUUUAAGAGAGAGAGACAGAACCAUAGAAUAGUGAGAGAAGAAAAUACAAAAAAUGCCAACGUCGCUACAGUUUCAAAGAUCUUCCUCCGCCGCAGAAACAUCCAACGCCACCGUCAGCUCUUAUCACCACCACCAUAAACAGAUUCAUAAAGUGAGCCUCACGCGUGGGAUGGCUGAUGUGCCGGAGCACGUGGAGAUUUUCCACACCCACGUGGUUAGUCCCUCUCAGUGCUUCUCCGUCGUGGUGCAAGACGUGGACGCUUCGGCUUCCGCCGUCUGGUCGAUUCUCAGUCGCUUUGAACACCCUCAAGCGUACAAACACUUCGUUAAGAGCUGUCACGUGGCUGUUGGAGACGGCCGAGAGGUUGGGUCGGUGAGAGAGGUCCGAGUUGUCUCGGGUCUCCCCGCCGCGUUCAGCUUAGAGAGACUCGAGAUCAUGGACGAUGAUCGCCAUGUCAUCAGCUUCAGCGUCGUGGGUGGGGACCACAGGCUUCAGAACUACAGGUCGGUGACGACGGUGCACGAGUGUUCGUCGACGGAGGACGGUAAAAAGAGGGCACGUGUUGUGGAGUCAUACGUCGUUGACGUACCGGCAGGUAACGAUAAGGAAGAGACUUGCAGCUUCGCAGAUACUAUUGUACGUUGCAACUUGCACUCGCUGGCUAAACUCGCCGAGAACAAGCCUAAAUAAUCGUAAUCACGUUUGUUUAGUUAUUUUGUUUUGUUUUCUAUAAUAUUUAACUAUAUGUAUUCUCUCUAUCAUCUUUUUUUUUUCUCUAGGUGAGUUUUGAACUUUUGGUUGUAGAUUAGUUAAUAACUAUCGUCCGGGAGUUUUAGAAACUACAAAAUAGUGGUUUUGGUUUUUCGAAGUUAGGGUUUCAGGGUUUGUUAAAUGUUAGUUUACCCUUAAGACCAUUUCUUCAUGAUGAACGCUUUUGUUUAGUGUAUUGUAGCUUUAUUAUAAACGAAACACUGAUUUGUUUAGUUUCUUUUUUCUUCGUAAUAUUCUUCUUGCCCAGUUACUUACUUUACAUAUGUAUGAGGUUCACUUAAUCAUGCACGAAACAAUACAAUGAUUCAGCUAAUGAGUAUUGUUUGAUAUUUCCGAUUAUAUCACCAACAAUUUGAUUAAAGAUAGUCACUGGCAUAAUUACUAAUAUACAUACUAGAGAUCUGAAAUUUUUGUGGGCAAUCAGGAAAACCAGGUGCUGUUUCAUAUGAUCCGCUUUUCUUUUAUCUCAAGAUAGUCAUUAAAGUAUAACUAUGUAAUGUAAAGUAUUAACCAUACAUAGUUUGCACUCUCUUAAAAUGCAGAAAAAAUAUACACUACUUAUCUAUUCGUCUUUGUAAUUGAAGUACUAAUCAUUAGUUAUACAAUAUCAAUCCUAAGGAAAUGACAACAAUUCAGGAUAUACUCGAACCAAUGUGUAAUCUAUCUUGAAUUUUACUGUAGAUAUUUAACAAAUUUUAUUUAUGUAAAUGGCCAUAUGUAAUACUGAAAUUUGGCAUUUAGCAAAGGAGAUUACAUCAUUAUAUUUUCUCCUAAUUUCAUAACUUAAUAUUUCAAAUAAUUUAUCGUUUAUCAACCAAUUUUCCAUUAAUACAUAAAUGGUUUUGUUUUUAUCCACCAAAAUUAAAAUUAAUCCUAAUUUUAUUCACUAAAGUAAUAAAAUUUCCUCGGGUCUUUUUUUAUUUUUUGGAAUGCGUGAACCGUUACAAUACUUCAAAUGUCAAAAUUAUUACUCUCCUGGUGUUUUCCUCGUCCUAUAUAUAUCUCAUGAAGAACAGGGUAAGAAACAUAAAAAAGUAACUUUGUAAUAUAAUCGCCUUGUUUGAUACAAAGAAUCCAACGAACAAGAUGAAAAGACCAUCUUUACCAAAAAAAAAAAAAAAAAAAAUGAAAAGACCAUUCUUUCAAAGUUUCCAAAGGCAAUAUGAGAAGUUACUUUGUAAUUAACUAGUUACAAUUUUUUUUUUUGCUUUAAAACUAGUUACGAUUUUCAGGCUUGGGAAACCAAAUUCAACAUUGAGUACCUAUAUAUAAAUGUAUGAUCGUACGUAAAACGCAAGUUGGGUGUAAGAAAAUCCAACUUGUUAUAGAAAAAAAAAACAAAGCCAUGCAAGUUG